Kluyveromyces lactis is the source of this 945-nucleotide messenger RNA. RefSeq names its product FMN adenylyltransferase (gene FAD1). Gene Ontology annotation, molecular function: FMN adenylyltransferase activity. The record is from RefSeq and is a predicted model, not a curated record. Gene Ontology annotation, biological process: FAD biosynthetic process. The transcript has a single exon. Lineage: Eukaryota; Fungi; Ascomycota; Saccharomycetes; Saccharomycetales; Saccharomycetaceae. Bases 1 to 945 code for a protein of 314 amino acids.
AUGUUGCAAGACGUUGCCCUGAACUGUUACAACAUCGUUCAGUCGUAUUUAUCGAUCGAUGCCGAAUCUGCCGUAGCCACAACCGGAGAUGUAAUAAAACAGACUCAAGAAUCGAUACAGCUGAGUAGACGGUACCUUCUGCAGGAUAUAUUCACUAGAUGGGAUCCGUUCAAUGGCGAGAUAUCAUUUUCAUACAACGGUGGCAAGGAUUGUCAAGUGUUGCUAAUCAUAUAUCUGGGAUGUCUAUGGGAAUUUUUCCUCAUGUCAAUACAGGGAUCACAGUACGAUCUCCAGUUCCACAUGUUCCCGUUGCAGCAACUACCCACUGUAUACAUUGAUCAAGAGGAUACCUUUCUUACGGCACAAGAUUUCUUACAACGGAGCGUGGAGCGAUAUCACUUAUCGUUAUACGAAUCAGCGAAGGAUAAACAGGUCGAUAUGCCAAGUGCCUUCAAGUCGUUCUUAUCGGUACAUCCAGAGACUCAGGCAAUAGUAAUCGGCAUUAGACACACAGAUCCAUUUGGGGAGACGUUGCAACCAAUUCAAAAGACGGACCCCAGUUGGCCCCAGUUCUACAGGUUGCAACCGUUGCUACAUUGGAAUCUCUCACAGAUAUGGAGUUUCCUAUUGUAUUCGGGAGAAGAAGUAUGCGGAUUAUAUGAGAUGGGAUUCACUUCAUUGGGCAGUGUAAACAACACAUUGAGAAAUCCAUACCUACGGAUACCAGAACCUAUAGGCUCCAUGACAAAGGCCGAGACUGAACAUAGCGAUUUCCAAUGGGAAAUUGAAAACAAUUACAGAGGAGAUUCUAACAUGCAUUGUAACGAAAUUAACGAGAAUGACCUUAAUACCAUCAAACAGCAUGAUUCAUCUGAGUUCCAUCCGGGAUGGUAUCUAACGAAAGACGAGUGGGAAAGAGCUGGCAGACUCGCCAGAAAAGUUUGA